AGCUUAAUAAAUACGUACAUGGAGGAUGAUUGGAUGUAAUACUACCAACGCCGAUCGUCGGCCUCGCUCGCUCUCUCUCCCUGUCUCCACUGAAAGUGCAGGAUCAGAGGUUAUGAAGUUGCAACCGGAUCUGCUUUCUGUGGAGCCUAAAUUAGAGGGCUUGAUUUGUGAAGUAACUAUAAAUAAAGAAGUUGAACUGCCACUCACAAAACAAAUGCAGUUGUGUAAUGAGAAACGGUACUCUGGGAUCACGGACCCUGGGCAUGAGACAUAUCUUUCUACAUCAAGAAGUUUACAACUACAGUUGGAUAGACUCUCUCUUCCAAUAUUGACCGGAAAAAAUAUUACAGGAGAGAAUAAAACCCCUAUUGGAAUAGUUUUAUAUGACGUUCGCACAGGACAAGUUGUUGACUCUGGCCCUGAAGCCUCAGCUACUGUGGAAGUAGUAGUUCUUGAGAAAGAUUUCUAUGGUCAUGAUUGGUCACUUGAAGAGUUCAAUAGUAAGAUUGUCUGGAAACGGGAAGGAGGAAAAACUCUUCUCGUUGGAGAUGUUCAUGUUAAUCUUAAGGAAGGUGUUGGCUCCAUUGGCGACAUUCACUUCAGCCAUACCAAACGCUGGAUGAAAAAAAUUGAAUUCAGGCUUGGUGCGAGAACUGUGGAUUGUGCUCUUGGACACAAAGUAAGAGAAGCAAAGACAGAGUCUUUCUUUGUUAGGGAUCGCCGUUUAGAAUUGUGCAAGAAGAACCAUCCCCCAUCUCUAUCUGAUGCAGUCUGGAGAUUGGAAAAGAUUAACAAAGAUGGAGCUUUCCACGACCGUUUGAGCAAGGAAAACAUUAAUACCGUGAAGGAUUUCAUGACUCAGUUCUACAUGGACCCUCUUAGGCUAAAACAGAUCCUUGGCACGGGUAUGUCUAAUCCGAUGUGGAAAGUUACUGUAAACCAUGCUCAGACGUGCAUACCUGAUCCAAGGUUGUACGUCUACUGUCCUGGAUCUCAGCAGAAAACCUGUGUGGUCUUCAGUGUUGUGGGACAAGUGAUGGGACUUCUUUCGGAAUGCCAAUAUACCCGUCUUGAUAAGCUCUCUGAAACUGAAAAGGGGGACGCCCAUAACAUGGUAAUAGCUGCAUUUAAAAACUGGGAGAAAGUUGACUCUUUCGAUGAUGAGGCCUUGCUUAUCAAUGCCUCAGCACACUUUUUCAGUAACAUUCUGCACGCCAACUCAACUGACAUUAAGGUUUUAACUUCUGAAGAUGUUGGCGGAUUCGAUUGUCCACAAGUAAGUGUAUGUUCUCCAGAUAGCAAUCCAUCCGUUUAUUCCAUGGGAGGUGUGAAUAGAAGGGAUGAUUUCAAUUUUCUUGAUAUCGACCAUUUGGAUCCUGUAUACAACGAAACUUGGAAUUUCAAUGGUGAAGUUGCCAACUCCCUAGGUGCUGGUUAUUCCUUCCAAUCUGGGAAUUCUUGUUUGGGGCCUGAUUUACAGAGUGUUGUCGAUCGAUUCUCUGUGGCUUUUGCUCAGAGGAAUUGGACGAUGUUAUCCAGCGUGCUGAAGUGGUUCUCAAUACGGAAGGAUUCUGCCCGAGAAAACCCAUGUCAGAAGAAAGCAAAGACUUUGUUGAUUGGCGGCCCCGAAAAAAUAAAAUUAUUUUCAUAGAAAAUUGCAAGUUUCUUUGUAGUAUGUGCUGCCAUAAUCGUGUGCAUUUGUAGAGUCGGAGGAAGCUUUUUGGUUGCCGUGUAGGAUAUAUAGUACUCCUUCCGUCCUUUUUUAAAUGUCCUACUUCGUAACUCCAACUUAUUAAAAAAAUAUUAUCAUUAUACUUUUCA
This is a messenger RNA of Rhododendron vialii, 1821 nucleotides long. Its product is annotated as calmodulin-binding protein 60 A-like. The transcript has 7 exons. Lineage: Eukaryota; Viridiplantae; Streptophyta; Magnoliopsida; Ericales; Ericaceae. Gene Ontology annotation, molecular function: calmodulin binding; DNA-binding transcription factor activity; sequence-specific DNA binding. Bases 26 to 1651 code for a protein of 541 amino acids. The record is from RefSeq and is a predicted model, not a curated record. Gene Ontology annotation, biological process: regulation of salicylic acid biosynthetic process. Gene Ontology annotation, cellular component: nucleus.